Brugia malayi is the source of this 996-nucleotide messenger RNA. RefSeq lists its product as uncharacterized. The coding region runs from base 1 to 996 and encodes 331 amino acids. The transcript is spliced from 9 exons. The record is from RefSeq and is a predicted model, not a curated record. Lineage: Eukaryota; Metazoa; Nematoda; Chromadorea; Rhabditida; Onchocercidae.
AUGAACAAUAUAACAAGUGCUGACACUAACUUAUGUCAUGAAUAUUCAAAUGAAUAUGAACGUGAAACGGAACAUUGGAAUUCUCUUUCACCAGCUGCUAUACCGAACAAAAAUUUGCUACGAUUGUUGCAUAAAGAAAUUUUAUCCGUUCAUCGUCAAUUUGAUAAAAGAAAUCAUGGACUUAUGAUUGGCUUAAUUUAUAUGCACAACCAAUAUCAUUGGAUGGAUGGUAUUUCAAUUAUACAUCCAUCAUUGGAAAGUUUAAUUGCUGGGAUAGCUGCUGCUGAUAACGAAUGUUAUCGUUUUAUGCUUUUUCAAUCUGUUCCUGAUUAUAUGGUACCAGUACCAUGCAAUAAUAACGUUAUCACUUAUGAUAUACUCUGUAAAUAUAUUCUUGACAAACAACCUGACCAUAUAGGUAAAAAUGAACUGAUAGAAGAAAUCAAAAUAUUGAUUGAUCACGAACCAGAAAAUAAUGCUAUUGGACAGGACUGUGAGCGUCAUUAUCAAUUGAAACAAUUUGGCGCAUAUACUUACUGUUACAGAAUGCAUGUGAUCGAUAAAUCAGAUACAAUUAAAAUCAUUGAUGAAAGUCAUUGUCGUAAAACAUCACGUUUUUCAACAAUUUCCAGCAUUUCGCUUCGUAACAAAGAGGAAUAUGAAUUUGUUAAAAUGCUUUAUCGAUCAUUUCAUCAAUUGGUGAGACCUAUACCAUUACUGAUCGGAUUGACAUACAAGAAUGGUCGUUUUCAUUGGUUUGAUAGGUCACCGUUCAACUACACUGAUUUUUUGGGUAUUGGUUAUAAGUCACAUUUUUCACUGUACAAAAAAGGUGAUUGUCGACGAAUUUUUCUUCAUAGCCGAAUAAUACAUGGCGAUAGAAAAUAUUAUACUUUUGAUGUUGAUUGUAAUGCGCAAUUUCAACAAUACUUUGUUUUAUGUCGUUAUCAACUGCCGCCACCACCUUCUAAGGAUUUCUACAGAAUUAUUUCCUGA